Molecule: messenger RNA, 995 nt
Organism: Hypanus sabinus (Atlantic stingray)
Lineage: Eukaryota; Metazoa; Chordata; Chondrichthyes; Myliobatiformes; Dasyatidae
Product: alpha-1,4-N-acetylglucosaminyltransferase-like
Exons: 2
Coding region: 79-726 (215 amino acids)
Biological process (GO): protein O-linked glycosylation
Molecular function (GO): acetylglucosaminyltransferase activity
Source: RefSeq, a predicted model, not a curated record
UUGGUGGCGAUGGGAAGGGUGCAAGGAUCGACUGACUGAAGCUGAUCUGGCGAGUGGCCCGUGCAGCCGACAGUCCCCAUGAGUUCGCCGGGGGUCGAGGUCAAGCUGGAGGCUGUGAUCCAGGUAAAUCCAGAAAAGGAGAAAUAUUGGACUCAUGUACUAGCUGAUGGCUGCAGGUUAGCAUUGAUCUGGAAAUAUGGAGGAAUCUACCUGGAUACUGACAUUAUAUCACUGAGGUCUUUGCCGUUCGCUAACUUUACAUGUCCAGAGAACACAGGAACAGUCAGUAAUGGGGCACUCGGUUUCCAUUAUAAGCACCAUACCUUUUUGUGGAAUUGCAUGGAAGACUUUGUGGAUCAUUACAAUGGGGAUAUUUGGGGUCAGCAGGGACCUCAACUGAUCACCCGUGUGCUGAAGAGAUGGUGCAAUAUUAAUGAACUAGGCACCUUCAUUGGCAAGGAAUGCAAUGGCAUCUUUAUAUGGAUCACAAAUCGUUUCUAUCCAGUCCCAUAUCCAGCAUGGGAGAGGUACUUUGCUCCCUGGAAAAAGGAGCAUGUAGAACAGGCCUUUUCAGAUACAUAUGGAGCACAUGUCUGGAACUUUAUGAAUAAACACAAGAAAAGAAAAGUUGUUGCUGGAAGUGGAUCAUUAAUGGAACAUUUUUUCCAGUUGCAUUGUCCAAAUACAUACAAAAAUUUGAUUCAAUCCAGCAAUAGUAGAUCCUGAUUCAGGACCUGAUAUUGUACAAUGAGUGACAUAAUUUACUUGACAGAUCUUCCAAAUAGCAAUUUGCAUGCAGUGUAUGAAAAUAAUGGGAAAUUCAAAGUUCUCUGCACCACCUGGUCAGGGGUACUGAGUGCAGUGAAAGAAUCAGCCACAUUGAUAAGGAUUACUUAUAUUUUAUUGACCUAUUUGAAAAUCAGUGUGGAUUUUUGUUGGUCAACUGUUUUUUUACUGUAGGUUGUAACUUUUGAUUAAUGUAACUUUUAACUUUA